AUGCUGCGGAUACGACAGCUCCGGCACCCCGCCCGCCCCUCAUGUGCCCUCUGGAAGGAGAACGCCUGCUGCACCGCCAACACCAGUGUUGAGGCUCACCAGGACCAGUCCUACCUGUACAAUUUCAACUGGGACCAUUGCGGGGCCAUGCCGGAGAAGUGCAAGCGUCACUUCAUCCAGGACACGUGUCUCUACGAGUGCUCCCCCAACCUGGGGCCCUGGAUCGACCAGGUGGACAACAGCUGGCGUAAGGAGCGGAUCCUGCACGUGCCGCUGUGCCGGGAGGACUGCGAGCAGUGGUGGGAGGACUGCCAGGACGCCGUCACCUGCAAGGUCAACUGGCACAAGGGCUGGAACUGGACCUCAGGUCGGUGGGGGGGCGCGGGACCCCCUCCUCCACGGCCGGACCCCCCCCGGCCACCCCCCAUCUCGCCGCGGAGCCAGGCGGCUGCGUUUGCAGCUACUGCAGCCAUUUGA
Molecule: messenger RNA, 477 nt
Organism: Nipponia nippon (crested ibis)
Lineage: Eukaryota; Metazoa; Chordata; Aves; Pelecaniformes; Threskiornithidae
Source: RefSeq, a predicted model, not a curated record